AUGUCUAUGGAAUCGAGUGACGAACCAUCCAAGUGGGUGUGUCGAUUAGAAUCCUAUUUCGACAAUGAACUCUACUGUGGUACCGGGUUCGUGGUGAAUAUCCCAGAGACCAAUAAACUGUGUAUUCUGACUGCUGGACACAAUAUCACCCGUAAAGGUGCUGGCGAUUUGCGCAAGAUUCAAGUGACUUUCCCCAACAAGCCGGUGAUCGAAGAUGUUAAACCCGAAGAUUGCUUUACUUCUCACAUCUACAAAGAAAACCCCACCAUUGACUCCACCAGUGCGAGUGCAUUUUGGGACUUCGGCUUGAUAUCUAUUGACCCAGUGAAAUAUAAAGUCGCACCAGAUCUCUUUCCAGGCGGUUGCGCCUUCAAUGUUUGGAGAACCAAACAGGACCUACUUGCAAACCAAGUCACCGUGCAUGGCUACCGGAAGGGUGAGCCAGGGCAGACGAAAGGCACCUCGUCCCUGGAUAGAGUCGAUGCCCAUGCACUGUACUACUACAUCGACACUAUAGGGGGAGUAAGCGGAGGGCCAAUAUUCAGCUUGGAUGAUGAUGGGAAUUACGUCGCUGUUGGGAUCCAGUGA
Penicillium cataractarum is the source of this 588-nucleotide messenger RNA. RefSeq names its product trypsin-like serine peptidase. The record is from RefSeq and is a predicted model, not a curated record. The transcript has a single exon. Bases 1 to 588 code for a protein of 195 amino acids. NCBI's taxonomy places the organism in Eukaryota, Fungi, Ascomycota, Eurotiomycetes, Eurotiales, Aspergillaceae.